AUGUCGAGAGUUGGAACACUUGUCUUAGGUCCUGCCGGUGUUGGUAAAUCGACUUUCUGCAAUUCGAUGGUGUCGUAUUUACAAUCUGUGGGCCGUCGUUGUCACAUUGUCAAUUUGGAUCCCGCAGCUGAGCCAUCGGAGUAUGAGUUCACGAUUGAUAUUAGAGACCUCAUAUCGCUUGAAGAUGUGAUGGAGGAGUUAGAGCUCGGUCCUAAUGGUGGAUUGGUGUACUGUUUCGAGUACCUGCUGCAAAAUCUGGACUGGCUAGAUGAGGAAAUCGGCGACUAUAACGAUGAAUACCUCAUCUUUGACUGUCCUGGACAGAUCGAACUGUAUACCCAUAUUCCAGUGUUGCCAACCAUUGUGAAACAUUUGCAACAGCAGUUGAACUUCAACUUGUGUGCAACGUAUCUGUUAGAGGCUCCGUUCAUAAUAGACCGGUCGAAAUUCUUCAGUGGAGCGUUGAGUGCCAUGUCUGCCAUGAUUCUGCUGGAGUUACCUCAUAUCAACAUCCUAUCCAAGUUGGAUCUCAUCAAGGAUGAGUAUUCAAAAAAACAGCUCAAGAAGUUCCUCAAUCCUGACCCGCUGUUACUUCUAGAGGACGUGAAUAGAGAGACAAACCCACGCUUCGCCAAGUUGAACGAGAGUAUUGCCCAUUUGGUUGAUGAUUUUGGGAUGGUUCAGUUUCUGCCAUUGGAGGCCAAGAACUCAGACAGUAUUCAAACAAUCUUGAGUUAUAUAGACGAUGUUACUCAAUGGGCCGAGGGCCAGGAACCAAAAGAGCCUAAUGACGAGGUUGAGUUUGAAGAGGAG
Williopsis jadinii is the source of this 813-nucleotide messenger RNA. It is a transcript of the gene GPN3, whose product is annotated as putative signal sequence-binding GTPase GPN3. Lineage: Eukaryota; Fungi; Ascomycota; Saccharomycetes; Phaffomycetales; Wickerhamomycetaceae. The transcript has a single exon. Gene Ontology annotation, molecular function: GTPase activity. The record is from RefSeq and is a predicted model, not a curated record. The annotation marks the transcript as partial.